Cygnus atratus (black swan) is the source of this 1755-nucleotide messenger RNA. It is a transcript of the gene RSPH3, whose product is annotated as radial spoke head 3. Gene Ontology annotation, cellular component: cilium. Lineage: Eukaryota; Metazoa; Chordata; Aves; Anseriformes; Anatidae. The transcript is spliced from 9 exons. Bases 70 to 1284 code for a protein of 404 amino acids. The record is from RefSeq and is a predicted model, not a curated record.
GGCCCGGCCCGGCCGCUGCCCUGGAGACGGUUGCGGCGGGGCGAAGCCCGAAGCCGGCGGCUCCCCGCCAUGCUGCCCGCACCGCGCCGGGAGGCUGCGGCCCCCAGCGCCGUCCCCUACUGCUACUGCAGCCCGCCCCGCGCCCUGCCCGCCCGCACCAAGUACCGAGCGCCGCCGGAGGCCGCCCAGCCGGAGAAGGAGCCCGUCCGCUAUGCCAACCUCAUGUACGACCGGAGGGUGGUGCGCGGCAACACUUACGCCCUUCAGGUCAUGCCCGCGAGUACCCAGCUCGAUCUGUUUGAGAUUCAAAGGCAGAGAGAAGCACGGAGAAGAGCACUGGCUAGAAAGAGAGCGAAAGAGCAAAUGCAGCUAAGAACACCUGAGCCUGUGGAAGGCAGAGAGCAUGUUCAUGUGCAGACAGAGCUGUAUUUGGAAGAGAUUAGUGACCGGAUAAUAGAGGUUGAUACAGAGUGUCAAACAGAUGCAUUUUUGGACAGACCACCCACUCCUUUCUUCAUACCAGCCAAAACAGGAAGAGAUGUGGCCACACAAAUAGAAGAAGGAGAGCUGUUUGACUUCGACGUUGAAGUCGAGCCAAUCCUGGAAGUGUUGGUUGGGAAGACGAUGGAGCAAGCUUUGCUGGAAGUCGUGGAGGAAGAAGAGCUGGCCCAGCUGUGGGCACACCAGCGUGCCUACGCUGAACUGCGCAAUGCCGAGCUGGCAGAGGUGCAGCGCCUGGAGGAGCAGGACAGGCGGUACAGGGAGGAGAAGGAACGUCGCAAACUCCAGCACAUGCAAAUGCUGCAGAAACAGAAAGAGACGACAGAGAAAAUUGCAGCUUGGGCGUUUGCUAAACGUUACUUGACUGACCUCAUUCCUUCAGUCUUCAACAGUCUUCGUGAGAGUGGGUUUUUCUAUGAUCCUAUAGAAAGAGAUAUUGAGACAGAAUUCCUUCCAUGGCUGAUGACAGAAGUGGAAGAAACACUAGAGAAGAAGGUUCUGGGAAGGAUGAUGCUUGACUCCUUGAUUCGUACAGUGGUUGAAAAACGCUUGGAUGCAUUUAGCCAGGAACCUCUGUCUGGUCAGACGGAGGCCCCUGCUGAAGAGCCCGGGCCGAUAGACGCAGCCCCGCAGGAGGCUGAUGAGACAGAAGCUGCUGACCUGCCAGUCACAGCAAGUGAGGAGAGUGACCAACCUGUUGCUGAGGAACAGCUUUCACGUCGCAUCUCUUUCCGGUUAGAGGAACCCAAUCGAGCAGAAACAGAGGACCUGGAAACUGAGUAACAAGCAGGUACCUUGAUUCUGCCUACCAAGAGGCCGUAAUUGCUGGUUGGCUUUCAUGCUGAGGGGGAUGAAGAAAAGAGGAGACAUCGCCGAUGAGAACUGUGAACACACGAGCCUUGUAGCUGACUUGUAUGCAUUCUUUAUCAAACACCAGGAGCUGAAUCAUGCAAAAAUCCUUGCGCAAGAUUGUUUCCUCUCAAUUCCAUUCAGGUUGCUGCAGAGGCUCCAUCCUUCUGUUGUAUUUGUGCAGACCGAGUUUAGAUAGAAAUGGCUUACCCAGUGUGGCCUUGAAAGAAAGUUGAGAAUACAUUUUUUCUGUUGUUACAGACUUCCCUUUUCUUACAGGUUUCUAGAACUGUACUGCAAUGUCCUCUAUGUGUAUGUCUUUGUUCUGAUUUUAAUGUAUAGCCGUGAUACUUCUGUACCAUUUAGGCAUACUAUCCUGGAGAGGAAAUUGAUGGUGUCAUUUAC